UCGAGCGCGGAGGAAUCCCCGACGCUUCGUGAGGGAAAGUGACCCACCAAAGGCGACGCACUCCCUUGCCCCGCGUGGCGCCGCGACCAGAAGGCUGAGAAUCAGGGACCAGUUUCAUUCGCCGAAUAUUCGCUCCAUGAGACCUUUCAUUCCGGGAUGAAGUGGAGACGAAUUUGCGAUCGUAAACAUAUCUUUUAUGCUUGCGUUUGCCUGACUGAUGUAUACAGAUCCAAGCCGGAGUCCGCAGAGUUAGAGGAAAACAAGAUCCAGCUGAACAACGCAUUGGCUUUCGGCAAACUGCUAAGUGCUCUAAAUAAUAUUUUCUACAUCAGCAGUGCAAUUAAAAACAGAUUGUCGUUACGGCUGCCAUUCUCAAGGGCGAAGAAAGAUAUCGCCAGGUCCUCGGAAACCGGCUGCAAGGACCCAAGAAAUGCCAGGCCCGCACGCCGACGGGCACCGGCCGGCCAUGCCCAGCGCCCCGCCGUCACCCCUCUUCAUCCGCCAGUUCCCGAUCCGACUCGGCCAGGCAGCCGCAAAGCCACCGCUGCAAAAUCCCUUCAUGCAGUCCAAGGCCACGCCCAUGAAAGCCAUGCUUCCGCCAACCAGGCAUCCGCUCCCGGAACCCAAGAUCGAGCCUCUGCUGCCGACGCUGCAAGAACGGAGCCCCGCGCCCCCGCCGCAGCCCCGCAUGGCGCCAGGCCAGCCACCCUCGUACCACACGCCCUCACGAAGCAGCCCCCGAAGCCCCCCCGCCGUCAAGAGUCCCCCAUCAUCACCCCCUCCCUGUCUGGGAGCAGCCCCAGUCCAGCCCAACGUCCUUCGGCCGCCGUCGUUCCCUCGCAUGCCGCUCAGGGAGUCGCAGGUGAAUCUCCCGGGCCCGGCCUGGCUCAGGGACGCCACUCCCGCGUCAAUGCCACCGCGCCUCAUUCCUCUGUCCAGAAGGACGCAGUUUCCUCUCCGAAAGCCCGUGCUCCACCCGCAGCAGCCGCGCCCGUCGCCCUCGCCCCGCCGGCUGUGAACGGCGAAUGCGGAAAGCUGUGGGCGACGCGUCGUUUGGCCGGGCGGCCGAGGAGCCAGAUCUGCGAAGACGCUCACCUGAGGCAACUGCGGCUUGAGUUCGGCGCGCAGCUCUUAACGUCCAGCACGUUCGUUUGCCAAACUUCAUUUCAGGACACCGAGCCUAAAAAGAUCGUGUUUUUAGACCUGUAUCCUAAGGCGAGGAAACAAGGAAGUUUGAAUGACUCGGUUGUUACCACAGGAUGGCCAUGCUAUCCUAAUUCGAUAUGGAAAUACAGAGAUGCAUGGAGGAAGGAAUUCACUUUCGCUGAUGCCAUCCGCCAGAAGAUGCAGCAGAGGAUGCAGACGACCCUCGAGCAGUGGCGCAGCAGGGAAGAAGACGGGAAGGACGCCAAGCCCGUGGUGGUCGGGGUCCAUGUUCGCCGGACGGACCACUUCGAAUUCCUCACGAAUCAUACCAUGGGCAUUCCUCCAUUCAAGGACUACAACAGCGCUUUCGAAUACUACAGGGAGAAGUCGCGUGGCCUUCGUCGUGUUAAGCGAUGGCCGCGCUUGGUGUCGCGAGCACGAGGAGAAGGCCCGCCGUGAUGCCAUCGUAUCACCCAUGGGUACUUCUGAGGAGGAUUUGGUACUCCUGGCAAGUGGCGACCGUGUGGUGACGUCCGUGGGCACCUUUGGGUUGUGGGCGGGACUUCUGAACCAAGGAAGCCUCACCUAUCCAUCCAAAAUU
Molecule: messenger RNA, 1747 nt
Organism: Penaeus vannamei (Pacific white shrimp)
Lineage: Eukaryota; Metazoa; Arthropoda; Malacostraca; Decapoda; Penaeidae
Product: translation initiation factor IF-2
Source: RefSeq, a predicted model, not a curated record